AUGUUGCGCAGGUCCACAGUUUUUUUUUUGGGUGCGUCCCGCAUGCUCUUUUCGGGGGGAGGCUCGGGCCCUACACCGUAUCAAGACAAGGCGUACCCCGUACAGCCUCACAGCCUGAAUGAGCUUCAACAGCCACCAGAUACAUGGCGUAAAAGUCCAUUUAUGAGCAAGUUGAUGGAUCAAUCUCUCCCAGUCUACGACGAUGUUGUCACGGGUUCCGGCCGUCUUUAUUGGCAGGAGCCUGCCAAGGUCUGGCACUUCUUUGAGGCGGAUGACACUCUUAUUCUGGAGGAGCACGACCGUGAGGAAUGGAACGAACGUCCAUAUGUUGCAGUAAACCACCUCUACGAGCCGCCAGUUGGCAGCGAGGAGCGGCCUAUACGCAUUGAAGCUGUAGGCAACCCUGGCGAUCAGCAAAUUGUGUUGUGCUUUGGUAACUGCGCCCCUCAUGUACCGCAGUCUAAUUACUACAUGAUGAUGAAGGGCUAUACCAAGAACAAGUGCCCCAUGUGCCAACAGUGGUUUUAUAUUCACAACCGCCCAUGGUUGGUGAUGCACCCGGAUUGGACAGAUGAGCCCGCCGCGGAUGAGGGCCCCGCAUACACUUUUGCCGAGAUUGAGGCCGAAUUUGACCGCGACUUCCACGAGUUUGCUGUCUACCUGAACGCUGAGUAG
This is a messenger RNA of Trypanosoma cruzi, 675 nucleotides long. RefSeq lists its product as uncharacterized. NCBI's taxonomy places the organism in Eukaryota, Euglenozoa, Kinetoplastea, Trypanosomatida, Trypanosomatidae. The coding region runs from base 1 to 675 and encodes 224 amino acids. The record is from RefSeq and is a predicted model, not a curated record. Gene Ontology annotation, biological process: mitochondrial electron transport, cytochrome c to oxygen. The transcript has a single exon. Gene Ontology annotation, cellular component: mitochondrial envelope.